Messenger RNA from Rhincodon typus (whale shark), 2528 nucleotides. RefSeq names its product CD276 antigen-like. The coding region runs from base 1089 to 1940 and encodes 283 amino acids. The record is from RefSeq and is a predicted model, not a curated record. Gene Ontology annotation, biological process: immune response; positive regulation of T cell proliferation; cellular response to lipopolysaccharide. The transcript is spliced from 5 exons. Gene Ontology annotation, cellular component: external side of plasma membrane. NCBI's taxonomy places the organism in Eukaryota, Metazoa, Chordata, Chondrichthyes, Orectolobiformes, Rhincodontidae.
GUGGCAGAUAUUUAAUUGUGUUCAACAAAAAAUUAUUCCAGUCAAAAAGAAGGAAUCAAUGAGAAAGAUGUCAAGGAGAGUAUCCAAUCAAAAACUAAGGCAUACAAAAUGGGGGAAGAAAGGCAGGCCCAGAGGUUCAGAAUAUUUUAGCAACCAGUAAUGGAUGACUAAACAGUGUGGAGCUGGAUGAACACAGCAGGCCAAUCAGCAUCAGAGGAGCAGGAAGGCUGAUGUUUCGGGCCUAGACCCUUCUAUAGAGUUAGUAAGAACUGCCGACAUUGGAGUCAGAGAGAACAGUGUGGAGCUGGAGGGACACAGCGGGGCGGGCAGCAUCAGAGGAGCAGGGAAGCCGAUGUUUCGAGUUGGGACCCUUCUUCAGAAGGUGAUGCUGCCUGGCCCGCUGUGCUCCUCCAGCUCCACACUGUUACAGCUGUCUCUAUAGAGUGUUGGUGAGGCUGCAACAGCGUCUACAGUGUAGAUGUGUGGUCCCUGUAUUUGAAAAACGGAGAUACAGGCAAUGCAGGCAGUUGGGAAAGGGAUUCGGAGAUAGUAGGAACUGCAGAUGCUGGAGAAUCCGAGGCAACAAGGUGCAGGGCUGGAUGAACACAGCAGGCCAAGCAGCAUCAUAGGAGCAGAGAGGCUGACGUUUCGGGCCUAGACCCUUCAUCAGAAAAGGGAUUCGGUUGGCUGAAUCCUGGGAUACCUUCCCAGGAAAAGCCGAAGAGUUUCAUUCCUGAGACAGCAGAAUGAAUGUCGGAAUCGCCGAAGUUUUGUUUGUAAAAAUCAUAAGGGUUAAAUCGUCAGUUUCACUGUAAUUCGGUCUGGGCUGUAUAUUCAGAGCUGGUACUAAACGGGAUUAGAGCAGUGGGUUGUUGUGUUGUGUUUUGUUUUGAUACGGAUCCCGUUGCCAAGAGGAACAGCCCAUGGUUACAGGGACAUGGCUGCGUCAGAGAUAAGUUUAAAGACAAAACAGCGCAGUAUUAGCUCAUACCGUCCCUCUCCUGCGAUAGCAGUGUCCCGGGGUUAUUAACGUGCUCGAUCCCGAGGAAACCGGCUCCAGAAGGAGCUUCUCAGCAAAGUGAACAGUGAUGCAAAAGAUCUCUCAAUUCAGUUUUCUUGUUCUGUGGGGACGACUGGCAUUAAGUAAGGGAUUCGAAGUCCUAAUGCCUAAAGAGCAAGUAAUAGUUAUCCUUAACCAAGAUGUUGUGCUGGAAUGCAAUUUCACUGUGACUGAAGAGUCACCUUUGAAGAACAUCGUUAUCAACUGGCAGCUUGCCAACACCAGUAAGGUUGUCCACAGUUACUAUUAUGGGAGAGACCAGCUAAACAAGCAGAAUCCUAAUUAUUCCGGCAUAACAAGUUUAUUCCCAGAAGAGUUUAAAAGUGGAAAUGCUUCCCUAAGACUAGAAGGAGUAAAGCUAAAACACAGUGGAAAAUACCAGUGUUAUGUCAGCACUGCAUCUGGAAGUGGUGAAGAAAUAAUUACUGUUGUUCUUGCAGCAUUCUACAGUGAGCCAAGGCUAAUCAUCAAGCAGAAACCAUCCAGCACCAGUUUAACGUUUGAGUCCAGUGGCUACCCUAAGGCUGAUAUUUCUUGGUACAUUGGAGACAACAAAGAUGCUUCCUUUUUGUCCAACACUUCCUACCGGCAAGAUGCUGAUGGACUGUACACAGUCCAAAGCACCAUGGAAAUCAACAGCAUGGAGAACAAUUCAACCUAUACGUUUGUUUUAAGAAAUGUGGUUGUUAAUCAAACCAUCUCUAGGACAUUUACUUUGAUAGCUAAAGAAUGUGGCACUUCGAUGUCAAAAUUGCACUGGAUAACUCCCUCAAUUAGUAUUGUGGGCAGUGUAUUAAUGAUAAUCGCACUGGCUAUACUAUUAUGUAAUAAAUAUAUUAAAGCAAAGAGCAUAGAAACCAUUGUUCCAAAUUUGCCAUGAGAUCACUGCAAUGUCCAGCAUAAGCUGAUGGUGGCCCUAAUCGAUUCUUCAGUGGAGUGGAAGUCUCAAUCUGUGUAGUGUUGUGAUGGUUGCAUGUGGGAGACACACUUUGAAUGCUUCAUUCCGGUGAUGGCGUUUGAAUGGUUGUAAUAUUGCCCAGUGGUCCACAUGCAGAAGCUGCGAGGAAUCUAUCUGUUGUCAUGGAGUCUUUGCAGCACAGAAGGAAGCCAUUUGACCCAUCAAAUCUGUACCGGCUCUUACAGUCGUACUCGUUGAUCCUUGAAAGCUUGCAUUAAUAAGGAAAUGCUUGUAACAGUCAAUGACAGAUACUAUCUAACAUAUGGAAGAGCCCUCAGUGACUGCAUGGGAAAGACAGCAAGAGGAGUGUUUGGUGAUUUGUUGUGGACCAGACCAUUUUAAAACUGUGUGAAAGUGAUGAAAAUGCUGAGAUACUGAUCAGUCAUUUCUAGAUGCUGAAUGUAUUUUAAAUUUUACCUAAAUGUUACUUAAAAUCUGAACAUUGUUUUCAUUUUUACUCCUUACGUUUCAAUGCUGUACUUAAAUCAGAAAUAAAAUUGUCAACCAAUA